Molecule: messenger RNA, 1555 nt
Organism: Paramecium pentaurelia
Lineage: Eukaryota; Ciliophora; Oligohymenophorea; Peniculida; Parameciidae
Source: the annotation of a GenBank genome assembly
AAUGGGUGCUAAUUCUUCUUAGAGUGAGAAAUUUGUACAAGAGUUCUAAAGAUAAUGUGUGAAAGUGAGAGAGUUGAAAGACUUACGCUUUGGGGAUGUUUAGAUUUAUCGAACAUAGUAGAAUUCUUACAUUAUGGUCAAGAGUAUAUGGUGCAAUAAUUCAUAAGAAUAUGAUGCAUCAAUUAGUAAUAUAAAAUUAAUUGAUAUAGGUAAUUGUGAAAAGAGAUCUAAAUUACACCAUUAAAAUCUAGUUAAACUCUUAGGAUAUCAUUCAAAUUCAUAAAAUUAAUGGUGUGGAGAUUUUUCAAAAAUUACUGUAUAUUUGGAAUUCUUUGAUUACACUUUAGAAAAGUCAAUUGAUACAAGAAGACAAACCAAUCAAUACUUUACAGAAGCUGAGCUAUGGAAAAUGUUAUUCACUAUUGCUAAAUUGGGAAUCUAUCUUGAAGAAUAAAAUAAAGUUCUUGGAGAUAUAAGACCUUGCAAUAUAUAAUUAUCAGAUGAUUUGAAAAUGGCUGUAAGAAAUAUACUUAACUCUUUAUAGGAACUAGGUAUAUUGAAACCAGAUUAAACAGGUUAUUAAAGAUAAAUAAAUAAUCAAGAAGUUGCAUAUUUAAGUCCAGAACAAUUAUAUUCACUCAACAAUCCUUCAAUUACUGCUAAAUCAGAUGUCUAUUCAUUGGGAGUGACUAUGUUAGAAUGUUCAACUUUAAUGAGUGGAAAGAAUCUUUAUAAAUCUAAUAGAAUUGAUGGCCAUCUUCUAUAACAAUUAUUAGAAACUGUCAAAUAACUUGGAUAUUCAAAUCCAUGGUACAGAAUGGUUAGGGAAUUAUUAAAAGAAUAGCCUGAUGAAAGACCUUCAUAUUAAGAUAUUUAUGUAAUAUCAAUUAUUAUAAUCAGGAUGCCCUCAAAUAAUUCGAAGUUUAGAUCCUUAAUUUAUAGCCUUUUUCACUUAUAUAUCAAUAACCUUCUAUACCUUAAUAAUCUAUAUCACCAUAUAGACCAUAAUAUUAAUAAUAUUCAUAAUCUUUACCACCUUAACAUCAAUAAUAAUAAACUUAAAAUUAAGUACCAGUUUAAUUUUAAUAAUAAUUCCAAUAAUAAUAAUAAGUAGUUUAAUAACCAUAGCAAAUACACACUUUACCAUAAUAACCAUCUUAUUAGUAUCAACAAUAAGUACUUCCACAAUAAUAACCAAUUUUAGCAUCCUAAUUACCUUAAUAAUAAACUUAAUAAUAACCUACUAUUACAUAACCAUUAUAACCUCCAUAAUAAUCCUAUAUGUAUUAAUAUUAAUAACAACCUUAUUUAAAUGAAUUAGCAAAUGCUUAAUCUAAUUAUUUUGUAUAAUAACAAGUUCAUCAUUUACCUUAAUAAAUAGAAUAGUCUCCAUACCAUACACUAUAGUCUCCAUAAAACAUGACAUCAACAAUGUAUUAUUAAGAGGAAGAGUAGGAUGAUGGAUUAAAUGAGAUUGAUAAAAAGAUUUAAUAAGCAUUAAAAAUGACUAGGGAUACUGAAAUGAGAAAUAAAUAAACACCGAAUUACUAUUGAC